This is a messenger RNA of Alexandromys fortis (reed vole), 3972 nucleotides long. RefSeq names its product ATP binding cassette subfamily G member 8 (gene Abcg8). NCBI's taxonomy places the organism in Eukaryota, Metazoa, Chordata, Mammalia, Rodentia, Cricetidae. Gene Ontology annotation, biological process: cholesterol efflux; cholesterol homeostasis; transmembrane transport. Bases 163 to 2277 code for a protein of 704 amino acids. The transcript has 14 exons. Gene Ontology annotation, molecular function: ATP binding; cholesterol transfer activity; ATP hydrolysis activity. Gene Ontology annotation, cellular component: plasma membrane; signaling receptor complex. The record is from RefSeq and is a predicted model, not a curated record.
UUGUAGGAGGGCUUGCCAGAGAGGAGUGCUGGGAGAAAGGGCUGGCACAGAGGAGGGCACAGGUAGCCCAGCUCUAAGAAAGAAAGACAGAGAGAGCACCAGCCCGCCAGUAGCAGGGAAGACCCACAGGAGCCCCACAGAGGGGCACAGACAUCAGGGAUCAUGGCUGAGAAGACCUCCGAGGAGACCCGGCUGUGGAAUAAGCCCAUACUUCAGGAUGCUUCGCAGGGCCUCCAGGACAGCUUGUUCUCCUCUGAAAGUGACAACAGCCUGUAUUUCACCUACAGUGGCCAGUCCAACACUCUGGAGGUCCGAGAUCUCACCUAUCAGGUGGACAUCGCCUCUCAGGUGCCUUGGUUUGAGCAGCUGGCUCAGUUCAAGAUACCUUGGCGGUCUCACAGCAACCAAGACUCCUGUGAUCUGGGAAUCCAGAAUCUGAGCUUCAAAGUGAGGAGUGGGCAGAUGCUGGCCAUCAUAGGAAGCUCAGGCUGUGGGAGAGCCUCACUACUAGAUGUGAUCACGGGCAGAGACCACGGUGGCAAGAUAAAAUCGGGACAGAUCUGGAUCAAUGGGCAACCCAGCACUCCCCAGCUGGUGCGGAAAUGUGUGGCGCACGUGCGCCAGCAAGACCAGCUGCUCCCUAACCUGACUGUCAGAGAAACGCUGGCUUUCAUUGCCCAGAUGCGCCUGCCCAGGAGCUUCUCUCAGGCCCAGCGUGACAAAAGGGUAGAGGACGUGAUUGCGGAGCUGCGGCUGAGGCAGUGCGCCAACACCCGUGUGGGUAACACAUAUGUGCGUGGGGUGUCUGGGGGUGAACGCCGGAGAGUGAGCAUCGGGGUGCAGCUUCUGUGGAACCCAGGAAUCCUCAUUCUGGAUGAACCCACUUCCGGCCUUGACAGCUUCACUGCCCACAACCUGGUGAGAACCCUGUCCCGCCUGGCCAAAGGCAACAGGCUGGUGCUCAUCUCCCUCCACCAGCCUCGCUCUGACAUCUUCAGGCUGUUUGACCUGGUCCUUCUGAUGACAUCCGGCACGCCUAUCUACCUGGGGGCCGCGCAACAUAUGGUGCAGUACUUCACAGAAAUUGGCUACCCUUGUCCUCGCUACAGCAAUCCUGCCGACUUCUACGUGGACUUGACCAGCAUUGACAGGCGCAGCAAAGAACAGGAAGCGGCCACCGUGGAAAAGGCUCGGUCACUUGCAGCCUUGUUCCUAGAAAAAGUGCGAGGCUUCGAUGACUUUCUGUGGAAAACAGAGACGAAGGAACUCAACACGGGUACCUACACAGUCAGCCAGACCCUCCCACAGGACGCGGACUGCAGAGCUACUGCUAAGCUGCCUGGAGCGAUACAACAGUUUACCACCCUGAUCUGUCGUCAGAUUUCCAAUGACUUCCGAGACCUGCCCACCCUGCUCAUCCACGGGGCGGAAGCCUGCCUGAUGUCCCUCAUCAUCGGGUUCCUUUACUAUGGCCAUGAUGUCAAGCCGCUCUUCUUCAUGGACACGGCAGCCUUGCUGUUCAUGAUAGGAGCGCUCAUCCCUUUCAAUGUCAUUCUGGAUGUUGUCUCCAAAUGUCAUUCGGAGAGAUCAAUGCUGUACUAUGAACUGGAAGAUGGACUGUACACUGCUGGUCCAUAUUUCUUCGCCAAGGUCCUUGGCGAACUGCCUGAGCACUGUGCCUAUGUCAUCAUCUAUGGGAUGCCCAUCUACUGGCUGACCAACCUGCGGCCACUCCCUGAGCUCUUCUUCCUACACUUCAUGCUUCUGUGGCUGGUGGUCUUCUGCUGCAGGACCAUGGCCCUGGCUGCCUCCGCCUUGCUGCCCACCUUCCACAUGUCCUCCUUCUUCUGCAACGCCCUCUACAACUCCUUCUAUCUAACUGCAGGCUUCAUGAUAAACUUGGACAACCUGUGGAUAGAGUGCUCCCCGGGCUCAGGGUCUCUGGUGUGGGGCUGGUUGAGUAUACGCAGCAUAAUGAAAUGGCGAUCUAGAACUGGUCGGGACCAAGCAUUACCAGCAUGGAUUUCCAAACUGUCCUUCCUCCGCUGGUGUUUCUCGGGGCUAAUGCAAAUUCAAUUCAAUGGAUACCCUUACACAGUGCAGGUCGGCAACCACACCUUCACAGUUCCCGGAGAAAAGAUGACUGAUAUCAUGGACCUGAACUCGCACCCGCUCUAUGCUAUCUACCUCAUCGUCGCUGGCAUCAGCUGUGGCUUCCUGUUCCUGUACUAUCUGUCCUUAAAGUUCAUCAAACAGAAGUCACUUCAAGACUGGUGAUGCUCCCGUCGGCGGGACCCUUCUCCCAGGGCUGACCGCCUCCCGCGGAGCCCCACUGACACCAGUGAGGACAAAGAUUACUCAGAUCCCAGCAGCAUGCGCCCCUUGGUGCUGCAGUGGCAUAGGUCAGCCACAGGAUGGCAGUAGAAUAAAGACAGUUGAAAGGGAUUUUUGAUCACUGGCCUGGGCUUGUGAUGGGAGGAAAAAAUGGGGACUUGGUGGCACCUGCAAUGUUGCUCAUUUAUGUUCGUUGGUUAUAUCUUUAUGUAAACAACCCAGUAUGGAAUGGGAGCCACUUAGAUAUAAAUUGAGUAGCCAGACUAUGCAGAAAUUUCUGGAAUUUCUAUUAAACCAGAAAGAAUAGUGAUUUAAUAGUAAAAUGUUCAGUUUUAUCUCCCACCGUCCUCAUACCCUAUGUUAAGCCAUUCCCACUACAGAAGGUGACCUAAAACAGACCAGCAAAAUGCCUUCUCUUGUCUUUGUGUGGAUCCAUAGACUCUAAACCCCAAAGUUGAACAAUUAAGAGCUUAUCGAAUGUCUUCUCCGUGGUUGCUUUGUGGUGGAAUAAAAACAUCCUGAGGUCUUUGAGGGCCAGAGAGCAGAUACUGGUUUUAGAUUCCAAGAAGCUUCUAGAAACAGAAGUUAAAGAGGUUAUGCCAGGCCUCAGAGUUGCACCCCCGUCCCACUGUCUGGGUCUCAGGAUUAACCUUAACUAACCUUUCCUAAUGGCCAGCGGAUAGAUUGCUUGAACACCCUGGCUAUAUGCUAUACGCCUGUAUCGAGGCGCUUCUGACUCUAGGCACAGGGAUGGGAGGGGGUGUUCCCACAGGAUAACUAGAGUCAGUAACUCAAAGAAACAGUGACGAAGGUGUUUGGGGCCAAGAGAGAUGUUCUCCCCCAGUCCCCCAAGAGCCCAUGUCUAGUGUGGUCCCUGGCCAGCAUUAGAACAUCACUGGUUACAGAUGAGAUAGGCAGAAUCCCAGGGCCACCCAGACCCAUGGACUCAGCAUCCGUGUGUUCAGGCUACCCUGUGACUUAAGUGCAGACCUCAGUGUGAGCAGCGACUGUCCUUCCCAGCACCCAGUAGACUCUGGGAGUCCACACAGUCCCGUUGCCACCGUUCGGUACACAGAUGCCACUCAAGAUCCAAAAAGAAGGAGCUGGAGAGAUGGCUCAGUGGUUAAGAGCAUUGCCUGCUCUUCCAAAGGUCCUGAGUUCAAUUCCCAGCAACCACAUGGUGGCUCACAACCAUCUGUAAAGAGGUCUGGUGCCCUCUUCUGGCCUUCAGGCAUACACACAAAACAGAAUAUUGUAUACAUAAUAAAUAAAUAAAUAUUUAAAAAAAAAAAAAGAUCCAAAAAGAGUUCCAGUGUUCUUCCUCCUCAUCCAGACCAGAGUCAAGGGCACCGUUUGAUUGUCGUGUCUCUUUGGUUUCUCUCAGUUUGGAAAGCUCCUCAAUGCCCCUGACUCUAGGCUUGGGUUUAUGUGGUGUAUUUAAGGAUUAAGUCUAGGCCGGGCACCUUUGGUCAGGAUACCCAGAAAUGGCAUUGCUUUAAUGCAUCACAGUAAGCGGCGUGUGCUUUCCACUUGUUGCACACGGAGGCGCACUUUGGUGGCCUGAUGGAAGGCCUGUCUGUCGGACUCCCACUUGUUCCGUGUUCCCUCCUUUGAUAACGAAUAAACCUUUUGAGUGCC